Messenger RNA from Triplophysa rosa, 2348 nucleotides. Its product is annotated as thrombospondin type-1 domain-containing protein 4-like. The record is from RefSeq and is a predicted model, not a curated record. Bases 114 to 2348 code for a protein of 744 amino acids. Gene Ontology annotation, molecular function: metalloendopeptidase activity. Gene Ontology annotation, biological process: extracellular matrix organization. Gene Ontology annotation, cellular component: extracellular matrix. Lineage: Eukaryota; Metazoa; Chordata; Actinopteri; Cypriniformes; Nemacheilidae. The transcript is spliced from 15 exons.
CAAAGGUCAACUGAGGUCUAAAACUAGACCCUAUGUAGACAGGUGACUGGAUGAGGUUGAACUUGAGUGACAGGUGUGUGUGUACAGGUGCAGAUCUGAUGUCUGUAAUCAGAAUGAAAGGUGCAGCUCUCAGCAUCAGUGUUUCUGUGGUGACAGUUUUCAUGUGCUCCAUGUGUCAUCACACACAAAACCAACGAGAGAUCCGGUCUUCAGCUGAUCUUCAGUCUGUCGGGGGCUCGUGGGCUCCGUGGCAGGACUGUUCACGCUCAUGUGGCGGUGGUCUUCAGAAACGGAGCCGAGUUUGUCUUCAGUCUUCAGGAAACCCCUCUCACAGACCAGCACCUCACACACACGGAUGGAGGAAAUCUAACAGGGGCGGCAUCAGUCCAGGAUCGUACGGUUACGGCAGGAAUCCAUACGUAACCUCUGUACAGACGUCUGACCUCAGACAGACACGACCUCACGAACACAAAGACAGAACACGCUCAAGCACCCGUCAGCCAUCGGCCUCCAUCACGAACACCUCCUGCCCCGGAGAAUCCCACCAACACAAGAUCUGUAACGGCAUGGCCUGUCCGUCAUGGAGCAGACCAAUCAGAGAGCUGCAGUGUUCAGUGUUGAACGCACGGCCCUUCAUGGGUCGACUGUAUGAAUGGGAGCCGUUCAGCGACGGUGAUGGUGAACACGGCUGUCAGCUCCACUGUCGUGCCGCCGGUUUCCGCUUUUACGUCCGUCAGUCUGAUGAUGUCAUCGAUGGAUCUACAUGUGGUCAGAACCACUCGUCUGUCUGUGUGGCGGGACAGUGUGAGCUCUCAGCUCUGCGCAGUCGCUCUGGUCGAUCCAUUAUAAAUGGUAACUGGGCCAUUGACCGUCCAGGAAUGUUUGAGGGAGUGGGAACCGUGUUCACAUACAGACGACCCAAUGAGAUCAGCAGCACGGCGGGAGAAUCAUUCCUGGCCGAAGGGCCGACCAAUGACAUCCUGGAGGUUUACAUGAUCUAUCAGCAGCCCAAUCCAGGAGUUCAUUAUGAGUUCCUCCUGCCAUCAGAAAACACUCCACCGAGCCGUGAGUUCUGUUCUCUCACAUCACUUCUUCACAUAAACGUGACUGCUGUAUUUAACAUGUGUUGCUCAGCAGUAAAUGUCAUAAACGGACCGACGGCUUCUGAUCCCAACGGCCGGCAGAAUCCCACAGAGAACCGAGAGAGGUCAGGUGUGGUCCAGAGUCCCUCAUCCGUCCUGAAUAAUGUCUUACCUGCUGCUCCGCGCACACACCCACCCAGAGAAUAUAACUGGAAACUGACGGGCAGCGACUGCAGCGCCUCCUGUGGCAGAGGUGUCAGGUACAGCGUGUUCAGCUGUGUCCAUCGCAUUACUCGCGUCCAGGUACAGAACGAGCUGUGUGACAGCAGUACCAAACCCAACCAGCAGGAGGAGCCCUGUAGCAUUCAGCCCUGUCCCGCAUUUUGGGACACGGGCGAGUGGUCUGAGUGCAGUAAGACGUGUGGUCUGGGAUCACAGUAUCGUCAGGUUCUGUGUCGUCAGCUUUACUCCAACAGAACUUUAACCGUACAUGUCGGUCGAUGUCAUCAUCUGGAGCGACCGGAGACCAGCAGCACCUGUCAGCUGAAGAUCUGCAGCGAGUGGCACAUCCGCUCUGACUGGAGUCCUUGCUCUGUGCCGUGUGGUGUAGGUCAAAGGUCACGUCAGGUUCAGUGUGUCAGUAAUGUUGGUGACGUGGUAGCAGAUGAGGAAUGCAACAUGAAGCUCCGGCCCAGUGAUGUGGAGAACUGUGACGCUGGUCCAUGCACGAGGAGCUGGUUCUUCAGUGACUGGAGCUCUCAGUGUUCUGCUGAGUGUGGUGCGGGUGUGCAGACACGCAGCGUUCUGUGUUUCACCAAUCACAUCAGUGAUCUCCCGCUGGAGGACUGUGGCUCCGAGCGCCCCCCAGAGGUCAAACCCUGUGACAACGGCCCGUGUGACAGCCGCACUGAGUGGUUUACUGGACCCUGGAGUCAGUGCUCAGCGGCGUGUGGCUCAGGCAGUCAGCAGAGGGCAGUCGUGUGUCUGAUGACGUCACAUGAGGGAUUUACCGUCAUGCCUCCGUUUGAGUGUUCAUCUCUAGACAAACCCCUCAGUCAACAGAGCUGCAUCAUCAGAACCUGCACAGACGCCUGGUACCACACAGACUGGAGCCCUAAUCCUGGCAGCAGCGUUCUGUAUGAGCUGCAGCUGUCUGAUGGUCUUCUUGGGAAGACCUGUAAGGAGUCCAUUACAGUAAUCCACCCUGCUGGUGAUGAAAGCAUGAUAGCACUAGUUUCUCUAAAUGGUUUGAGACAAAACAUCUGA